AACAUCUAUUCAUUGUUAGAAAUGGAAUUUUAGAAGUGGCAGAUGAUGACUCACCAUUGAAGACAUUUAUCAGGAUAAACACUGCAGAUUUGAUACCAGACCCAUCUAGUGCAUUUGACAUCUCCGAUACAAAUGAACAAGAAGACAAUUUGAGGCUAGGAAGUACUGAUAAAAGCACUGAAGUAAUUUAUAGCAGAGAAGAAAAGAAAGAAAAAAAUGUUGAGAGGUCGAGUUCUCCAAUUGAAGGCAAAAACGAACAGAAAGAAGAGAAAAUCGAAAUGUCUAGGUCACUAACUGAAGGAAAAGAAGAAGAGAAUAGAGUAGAAAUAAUGGCCAGUGCUCUCUCCUCAGAGGCACAAGCAAUGGUUAAGGAUGGACUUUUUGAAAAAAUCUUGUCUGAAAUAGAAAAGUUACCAACAGUAAGCAUGUUGGACUUUGCUGGGCAAUUAGCAUAUUAUGCUUGCCACCAAAUUUAUGUAACACCAAAGGCCUUCUUCAUCCUUGUGUUGGACAUGACCAGGAGGUUUGAAGAUGUUGUCAGUAAAGAGAAAGAUAACCAGGAAGGAUCAAUCUUCUCUGUUUGGACUUAUAAAGCAGUCUUCAUUAUGGGAAGAGAAGUGGAGAGUUUUCCUGAACUUCUGAUAUUCGUCACACUGUGA
Molecule: messenger RNA, 659 nt
Organism: Saccostrea cuccullata (small rock oyster)
Lineage: Eukaryota; Metazoa; Mollusca; Bivalvia; Ostreida; Ostreidae
Exons: 3
Coding region: 279-659 (126 amino acids)
Source: RefSeq, a predicted model, not a curated record